Molecule: messenger RNA, 2796 nt
Organism: Trichobilharzia regenti
Lineage: Eukaryota; Metazoa; Platyhelminthes; Trematoda; Strigeidida; Schistosomatidae
Source: the annotation of a GenBank genome assembly
AUGAAGACAGCUAGGAAGUCAAAUAACACGGACCCUCCACCCAAAAUCCCUAAACCGAAUGAUACCCUGCCCGCUGAAGGUGAAAUCGUUAGCUGGCAAAAUCUACAUGCAGAUUUCCAGGAAUUGUCUAACUGUGGAAAAGAACGUAAAAAUUGUACUUAUGAAUCGAAUAAACCGUCAGUUCUAGCAAUGAAAGCUUAUUGUCAACGCCUAUUCGAAAUGAAUCGUACGACACCAACUCGAAAGUUUAAUCAAACAGAGAAAUAUGACAUGACCCACCACAUUCAAUCCUCCAUGCCUUGUACAACUUCAUCGCGGAACAUGAAUGUAUCUGCUGGUUCAAUCCCGGGACGCAAAAGAAUCGCGUUAACAAGUACAGAACUAUUUCGAUUAGAACGCCAAUUAGGAAUGCACAUACAGAUGUUGACUACAAGCUUCCUGCUCACUUAUGAUUUUCCUGAUAUACAUGAAUCAACUACUCGACCAUGUGCAUCUCUUCUGAAAACUCUGGUUGCCAAGCGUCAGGCUUUUGAUUCAGUCGCGCUUCAAAAGAAAGGAUCCAGUGCAGUUCAUUCUGUAACUAGCUUCUAUUGGCGUUGUCCUACUCUAGACAUGGCUGUUGAUUUGAUUUCUGAUUACGCUGGACUGUCUAUGCUUCCUCUUUUACCAUGGAAUCCUUAUAAGCAGAAAGCAGGACAUGCCGUGACUAAAUCGCAAUCAUUUGCCUUCCCGAUUCCAUACUGUUUAUUGGAAAUAAUGAUCAACAGUCCUAUUUGGUCUUAUGCUUAUUUAAUGCCUACCGUUUUGGGACCUCAUCCAAAAAGUCAUAUUCGGUUGAUGUUUCAUCCAUCAGAAGAUGCUUUGGUGAUAAUGGGACUGGCAGAUUUUUCAGGUGCUUUAAGCCAUUAUCGCAGAAUUCUUGAAUCUAAAAUGUUUAGUCAACAUCGUUUCUCAAGAGCUUUAAAUUCUCAAAAUAAACAACCAGGACGUUACAUUGCCUAUCGUUUAAUCUGUAGGCAUAUACUUCCACAUCGUACAUUUUUUCAACUGCGCUCUCGUCGAGGCAAUUUGUUAGCUAAUUGUGAUAGCAUAGAUAACGCAGGAGAUUCAAAACCAGUAUCAGUUGCCACUCGUUAUCUACUUCACCUAUACAAGGAACUAAGUCAACCGGGUGAAGUAGAUCUUGAAAGGAUCCAAAAAUAUGCUAAUGAAAUGAGUUCUCUUGCUAUUCCUUAUGGUAUACCACUGAUUACCGCAUGUUUAACUGAUAGGAAUCCUCAGGAACUGUUUACUUUCGAAGGACUUCCCACUGAAGUAGGCUAUGAGGAUGUAUUAGGUUGUAAUAACUUCGGCGAAAACGUAAAACGCAAGUUGGAUGUACUAACUGAAUUCACGCAAAAUGCAAACUGUUUUUGGAAAUCGCAGACAGAAAAAGCAUCUCGAACUAAAGAAACAGAAACAAACUGCUUGUCAGUUUUAGACAAAUCCAUGAUCAAAUUAGAACCACCUAUCCAAUGUGAUGUUCUCGGUCCAGAUCGCCAACCUGCUAUACCAGUUGAUCUUAAUCCUCAUGGCAGAACUGGUGAGUCUGGUUUGGUUGGAGUGACCGAGGUCGCAGAUGAACGCGGAUCAAUUUCCAAUGAAAACUCGACGAACUUACCAAGCUCAGAAACACAACACGAUCAUGUUUGUCAGCGUGCUACAUCACGUCAUAUUGAAUUCAUCUUAGCCCGUAUUAACAAACGAAAGUCAGACAGUUAUGCAAAUAAAAAUGAAGUGCAGAGCUUUGCAGAUUGCGAUAUUUCGAAUGGUAUUGUGACGCCCGAUGUUAGUGAUUUUAUUCAAGGAGAACAACAAUUUAAUGAAAUUCCAAAUAUUUUUGGAUCUUAUUACAAUUUUACUGGCAAUGUAGCGUUAGAUGCUUGUCAGAAGAUAGCUGAUUCUUUAGUGAACACCUUUCAUCUCGGUUUUGAUAGAUUUUUCGGUGAUUAUGGAGACAACAUUCUGAAGUCACCGUGUAUCUUUAACGCUGGUAAUUCUACUUCGUAUGUGAGCCCUGAGUGGCCCAGUCAUGUCCAGCCUGUUCCAGUUUUUAUUAGUGAUGAGUGUCAGAGCCAACCAGCUGGUAUUUUCCCUAGCGCCUGCUUCGUGUCUUCCAAUAGUUUUAUCGAACGCUGUCGUGCACGUGGUGAUGCCACUUCAGCUGACCUUCUAACUUUACCAUCUUCGAUUAUGGGUCAAUCACAAACGCUGAUGGAUGAAAUGGAUGUAAAGCGAGCGCGUUCCUUCUUAAAUCGAUGUCAAACUUAUAUGGCUCCCACUGAUUACCGGCGCAUGAUGCGCGCCUUGAUGAAUCUUAAUCAAGCUGUUGAUAAUCCCACAUCGGCGGGUAGUAAUCAUGAUGAGCAGUCGAGCAGAAAUGCAGUCCUGGUAUCUCUUGCACGUAUAUUGAAUUGUUUGAAAAACCAUGUGCAAUUGUGGGAAGAUUUCGUUUGCUUUCUGACACCAUCACAAGCCCGUAGUUUGGGUCUGCUGUCCACCUACUUAAAUUUAGCACGCAUUGGUAGAGUUCAAAGGGUUUUGCAAGAUAUUGUUCCUGGAAAUAGGAAGUUUUGGAGACGCUUGCGCAAAUUGGCAGACAAUUGCAGUAUUAAAGCACGUUAUAUGCCAGUUAAAAAGAAAGUAUAUGUGGGUCCCAAUGAUGCGCCUGCUGAAUUUUCAAACACAUCCGAAGGUCCCAGCAGUUUCAGUGAAAAGGUAUCUGAGGAAUCCAGACCACCCACAAAUCGUCUAUGA